AUGAAGCCAGCCACGUCCUUCUUCCUCGCCGCCCUGGUGUCGCGCGCCCUCUCCCAGGAAGAGACCAGCACAGUCACCCAGUCCAUACCAGCAACAACCACGUCCUCGGGCGAGGCAGCCGACGGCUCCGCCGCCUGCGCCGCCUCAGCCCUGUCCCUGCUCGCCGCCCUCCCCACCCUCCCGGCCGGGGCCGCCUCCUUCGCCCUCACGGCCGCGACGACCAGCCCCUCCCAGGAUCCCUGCGCCCUGACCUGGCCCGCGAGCCUCUCCUCCGACGUCCUCGGCUACGAGUCCGCCGUCGCCUCCUUCGUCUCCGACCGCCGCAGCGAGCUCGCCGCCCUCGCGGCGGACUGCACGGACCUCGUCGACGGGCCCGCCGGCAGCGUCAUCUGCUCGACCGAGGCGAGGCACGUCUUCACGGGGGACGGCACGACGACAACUGAGUCGACGCAGACGCAGACGAGCACGACCGAGACGACGGGGACCGAGACGGACGAGGACGGCGCGCAGGAGACGGGCGGUGAGGACGGUGAUAGCCUGGCUGGCCGUGCCGGGGCCAACGUGUAUGCUGUUGGGGCCUUGGUUGGCGUUCUCGGUGUCGCUGCUGCGCUGUGA
Molecule: messenger RNA, 615 nt
Organism: Verticillium alfalfae VaMs.102
Lineage: Eukaryota; Fungi; Ascomycota; Sordariomycetes; Glomerellales; Plectosphaerellaceae
Exons: 2
Coding region: 1-615 (204 amino acids)
Source: RefSeq, a predicted model, not a curated record